Trametes versicolor FP-101664 SS1 is the source of this 2660-nucleotide messenger RNA. Its product is annotated as ubiquitinyl hydrolase. Gene Ontology annotation, biological process: protein deubiquitination. Gene Ontology annotation, molecular function: cysteine-type deubiquitinase activity; protein binding; zinc ion binding. The transcript has 13 exons. The record is from RefSeq and is a predicted model, not a curated record. Lineage: Eukaryota; Fungi; Basidiomycota; Agaricomycetes; Polyporales; Polyporaceae. The coding region runs from base 114 to 2540 and encodes 808 amino acids.
CGUACCACAACCAUCCUCGUUUACCGCAGAGACACUCGCAGAGACAACGCUUGAUCGGAAAUAGUGCGAAUACUGGAGAAGUGAAAGAGAAUUUGUAGCUGAAGUUCACGAAGAUGUCUUGCGGCCACAUCGCGGAAAUCGCUCGUCUACAGCCUCCCAGACUUUCUCAAUCUGUGCAUCGGGAGGAGUGCACUCAAUGUUUCGAAAAUCAAGACAGCCCUCUGGGAGUGGACGUCUGUUUGACAUGCUUUAAUGGAGCAUGCCUCGACAAGGAGAGGCACCAUGCGCGUUCUCAUGCAGCCAAGACGGGGCAUUCGUUCACAUUGAAUGUCAAACGCAAGCUGAAGCCUUCGGCGAAUCGCACGGACGAAGAUGAGCCGCCUGCGAAGAUGAAGAAGCUGGCGAUCGUCGAAGACCGCGAAGAAGAAAAGUACGAAUUCAAGACGGUGCUCAAAUGCUGGAAGUGCGAUUCGCAGAACGGACUUGAGGUCCCGGACGCGUCUCACGACCCGCAUGUCAAGUCUCUCAUUGAUGGGGUCAUGACCUCUUUGUCUUCUGCUCGCCAAUCGGAGGUGAAGGCAUGGGAAGAGGAGAUCACCGCGUGCGAGCAUACACUUAUGCUCCAGCAACAUGCGACUGGGCACAUUGCAGCAUCUGGACUUGCACACUGUCAGAAAUGUGACCUGAAGGAGAACCUUUGGCUGUGUCUUACCUGCGGUUCGCUCGGUUGUGGUCGUCAACAAUUCGGCGGCAUCGGAGGAAACGGGCACGGUCUGCAGCAUUACGAAGAGACCCGCCACCCGGUCAGCGUCAAGCUCGGAACGAUUACGCCCGAAGGCGGCGCCGAUAUCUACUGUUACAUCUGCAACGACUCCAAGGUCGACCCUGACCUGUCCAGGCAUCUUGCUACGUUUGGCAUCAAUGUUCAGACACAAACCAAGACGGAGAAGUCCAUGACGGAGCUACAAAUUGAGCAAAAUUUGAAGUUCGACUUCUCACUCACGGGGGAAGACGGCAAGGCCCUUGAACCAGUCUUUGGCCCUGGUUUGACCGGCCUGUCGAACCUCGGUAAUAGCUGUUACAUGGCGUCCGUAGUGCAGACCGUGUUCUCGCUACCCGCCUUCCGCCAGCGCUACCAGCCGACCUCGGCCUCUCACUGGGAAUCAUGUCACGAGACUCUUCCUGCGGACUGCAUUGACUGCCAGAUGCAUAAACUCGCAGACGGCCUCCUCUCGGGGCGCUACUCUCACCCGCGACCGCACGGGUCAGGAUCUGCUUCGGCGCCCAAGGAGACCAACCCUCUCGCGCACGAUUCGCCCACACCCGUGUUCCAGGAAGGCGUCCGCCCGACAGGCUUCAAGGCGCUCGUUGGGAAGGGCCACGAGGAGUUCGCGACGAUGCGGCAGCAGGACGCAGAGGAAUUCUUCACGCAUCUUGUCACCGUCCUCCGGCGGCAUGCGAAAAAGGUCGGGCUGGACGAGAAGAAGGAGCCGACGGAGGUGUUCGCGUUUGGGAUGGAGCAGCGACUCGAGUGCGGGGACUGCAAGCGUGUGCGGUACCGCGUCGACGCGACGGACACCGUGAGUGUUCCGGUCCCGGCGAAGGAGAAGGGCAAGGAUGCGGAUGGGAAGACGCUGUAUGAGGAUGUGCAGCUGAAGGAGUGUCUGGACAUUGUGACCGGGACGGAGGCGCUCGAGUACCAGUGCCCGGGAUGUCAAAAGAAGGUUAUCGCGACCAAGCGGACGCGCUUCGCGACGUUCCCGGAAGUGCUUGUGGUUCACGCGAAGAAGUUCCAGCUCGUGAACUGGGUGCCGGCUAAGCUCGAUAUCCCGGUGAUCCUGCCCGACUCUGAUGAGCUGCAGCUGGACGAGUACCUCGGCCGUGGUCUCCAGCCUGGCGAGACCGAGCUGCCCAACGACGAAGCUGUACCCGGGUUGCCGCAGUUCAACGAGGCCGCGAUGGCCCAGCUCGAGGCGAUGGGCUUCCCGGCGAUUCGCUGUCAAAAGGCGCUGCUUGCGACGGGGAACAACGACGCGGAGGCUGCCAUGGAGUGGCUCUUUGGGCACAUGGAGGAUCCGGACAUCGACGCGCCUAUUGAACUCCCUUCUGCCGGUGGCGGUGGCGGAGGCUCCGAGCCUUCCUCGGAGCAGGUCAGCAUGCUCGCUGAUAUGGGCUUCACGCCUGCGCAGGCCCGCAAGGCCCUCCGAGAGACGGGCGGCAACGCUGAGCGGGCGGUCGAAUGGCUCUUCUCCCAUCCCGAUGACACCGGAGAGGACGCGCCUACCGGGUCCGCGGCCGCAGGGCAGUCGCAGCAGGCACAGGGCGGACCGGGCGGGUCGUCGGGGUUGCCGGCGCGGUACCGGUUGAAGGCGUUCAUCUCGCACAAAGGACCGUCGGUGCACUCCGGGCACUACGUCGCGCACAUCCGGACGGAGGAGGGGUGGGUGCUGUUCAACGACGAGAAGGUGGUGAGGGCGGACGCGGAGAGCGUUCGCGAGCUGAAGAAGCUUGCGUACCUGUACGUCUUCGAGCGGGUGUGAGAUCCGUGGCUCCGGUGGGGUGGGGAAACACGCGGUCCGGCAGGUAGUAGGAUUGGCGAAGAAAGAAAGAAAUUCCGGACAUUUGUACACGAAUAUCUUGCACCAACUGACACGAUUCUG